GGUUGAAAGAAGGAAAAAAGCCUCCCUUUGAUCUACCGCCCGACGGCAGACCAAUGGUAAAGCUUGAUGGUUUAGCCUGCAAGUGGCUGGCUUGGGGAGCCACAGAGAGAGAGAGAGACGCGGAGGAGAGCCCCACGCUGCAGUGAGACACAGUGAGACUCGCGCAAGGUGACACAGAGGGGACGUACAGGGACACACAAAGACACACACAGCGGGGAUUGACAAGAAGACAGAGGGAAACACACACACACACGCGCGCGUGAAUAUACAUACACACGGGCUGUAGAUAAAGAGACGGAGUAAGAAGCCGACACAUCAGUCUGGAUAUUGUGCUUCCUGGAAGGCGUGCGCGUGUGUGUGCGUGCCGUUUGCAAAGAUUUCUUGAAUUUCAAAUCGAAUAAGAAGAUAAACUAAGACCAGGGAGAGAGAGAGAGCGAGAGAAAAAUCGUGAACGAAAGAGAGAGCGAGCGAGCUAGGAGAGCUGUACUCCUCCACUGUGAAAUUACAGAAUCACAGUCAUCAUCGCCACCACCACCAUCAUCAUCAUCGUAACAAGAAGAAGAGCGAGCGAAGGAACGAGAGUCCUGGCCGCCCUCUCUUCGCGCACGGAUGCCGUGGCCCACAUAGCGAGGGACGAUGGGCAAACUGCAAUCAAAACACGCCGGGAGACGGCGGGAGAGCCCUGAAGGCGACAGUGUUGCUGCGAGCACGUCAUUGUGCCGACGACUGGAGGACAGUGGAGGAGGCUCGAGAGGAAGACUCGCGGGGCACAGAGGCAGACUCACCUGCCCGGAUGGAGUGAAGGAUGGAUAUCGCUACUUGGACGAGGAAUGCUCCGAAGUUUUCCAGAAGAGAGGGGAAGGAUCAAGUCCCAGGUCUGUGGAGGAGGAGAAGCUGGGUUCUCUUCCUGGUCCCUUGAACUCAUCCUUCAAGAAACGGCUCAACUUUAACGAGAUGGAAUGUGAUGUUUCAGUGGCUGAGGGCAACAGGCAGGAAUGGACCUUUACGCUCUAUGACUUUGACAACAGUGGGAAAGUGACUCGGGAGGAUAUUGCCGGACUGAUGCACACAAUCUACGAGGUGGUGGACAACUCUGUCAACCACUCCCCCAACAACAGCAAAACUCUGCGCGUGAAGCUGAGCGUCACGCCAGACCCGAGCCAGCGGCGACGAGCGAAUACCGACGUACAGGGGACAUGGGCCGGUGCCACGGGGAGCCCCGACGGGGUGGGCGGUCCUGACAAACGGAACCUUCGUCGGCACAACAGUGACCAGAACCCCCCAGCCAACACGCGGCACCAUUACUGCCUGGACGAGAACAUAGAGCGGCGGAACCAUUACCUAGACCUCGCGGGUAUCGAGAACUACACGUCGCGCUUCGAGGAAGACACACCAGAAAAUAUCAAGCAGGAGCAACAGAGCAAGGCGACGCAGCCCCACGGUCGCUCGCACUCGCAGGGGCCCGAGAGUCACGGACCACGCGGCAGCCAUCGACCGCACGCUUGCGACGCCGGCGCCGGCCAAGGCGGUGACGCGCCGCCGCCACUCAACCGGCAGCAGGGCGAGGCCUUGGCGAGCAAGGCUCGAACCCAGCAGCAGCUUUUGCUGAUUGCGCGUUCGCCGAGGGUCCACGGCAAGCCAGCCACGGCCAAGUCCGGAAAAGCCCUCCGGUUGCAGUCACAGAGCGUGUACGCCCCGGUGCUUGCAUCGCCGUCCGAACUGCAGCAGCAGCAGCAGCACGGAAACAAGAAGCACCGGCAGAGGUCACGCGAGGCGCACGGGCGCUACGGGCUGGCGCCCGGGCCGGCGCUCCCGCUGCCCGUAGCGGGCGAGGGAGACGCUUACGGUGGAGCGUAUGACGCGGCGAUGCCUCUGAUGCAGCGGCACGAGCACCACCACUUCCACGAGCACCACCACCACCAUCACUACCACCACUACACGGAGACGUGACCGGACUCGCACGCACGCACGCAUGCUCGCUCGCUCGUGCUCUCAACCCGCCCGACCGACCGCUCCUUCGCUCGCUCACUCGCCUGCUGACCGGCUUCAGCGUAAACCAGUUUUAAUCCCCGCAAAUGUACUUCGACGUGACGCUCGCAUUCGCGUGGGGCGACGCUCAGCUACGCUGGCUGCCGUGGGCCGGCGGUGGAUAUUUUAUAUCACUUUGGCAGUUCAUCCACGAGGCAGCCACUGUUGACUUUCCACCCAAAGUGGUGCUUAUUUUAACCCUGGAGGGAUGGUGGGCUGGGUUGGAUCCCGGACCAGGAUUUGAACUUGUGACCUUGUGAUUGUGAGUGCCUCCCAGCCUCCGCAGCAGAAGUUCGCUUUCACAUUUCCUUCAGUGAGGAAUGAUGGAGGCGUUCCAGUACAGUACAAUUCAUUUCACACUUUCGUUUUGUUUAAUCGAGAUAAAUGUGCCGUCUAUUUACGAAUGGCGUACAUAACUGUAUUUAUCCGUUGUGUGUGUUUACCAUAUUUGCCUUAUGUUCGAAACGCUUUAAUUUUCCAGCAGUAUUGUGUAUAUGCAUGCGUAUGCAUACAUAUAUGUUUUAUAUGUGUGUGCAUAUGCCAUAUACUUGUACUUGACAUACACAGUGGAAUAUGCGCCUAUGGUAUAUAUGCUAUAAAAUCAGUGUCACUAUGCUCUAAUGACCAUUGAGUGUUCACCUACAACAAUCAACCAUUUUUGGAAUUUCCAUAUUUCCUCUUGCAGGAGUGGGGUACUCCAAAGGACAACUCUUGUUCAUUUCCCACCAUGUGUAUUUCAGUCUCACCAGGUACGGCUGAUGUCACUGAGAAUGGAGGGCCCAAUUAAGUUAUUAACGUGUCAACGCGUAACAUAUUAUUAGCGUGUCAAUUUAAAAUCUAAAUCUCAAGAUUUGUUACGCCUUCAUUCCCUACCAAUGUCGUGCUUUACCCCCGCCAUAUGUACAGAAUAUGUACCAUAGGCAUAUAAAAUUACACAUAUACACAUGCAUAUACAUGAUGUAUAUUACAAUACUUUUAUUUGUGUUUGACAUAAGGCUCGCCGAGAGAAGAAUCUUGUUUAAUAUAAAUACUGAGCUGUGAUAGAGGGACUCUGCAACGUGCAGUUUUACAUUGGACGUGACGUGUGGGUUUGCGGAUGUUUGUGAAGCCACGCUUUGUGGAGACUUAAAGGAAGACGCAACCCUAAAAAAGGACGGACAAAGUAAUGGUCUCACCACGGAAACGGAAACUCAUAAUUUGGCCUGCCAGCCACGGGUGUUCUGGACCAGUCUUCUCGUCUUAUGGGCUGCUGAUGCUGAUGCAGAACAACUACAAUUUCACAUUCAGGUGGUCGAGCUAGACAAUCGCAUCAGGAACAGCGGAGUGAUGCCCAGCAACAUAUUUGUUGCUUAAUCUCUCUUAUAUGUUACAUUGGUCCAGUCACGUGGCAGAUUAAAUCCAAUGGCGGCUGGUACGUGUGCCAGGGCAUUAGGGUGGCGGCCCAACAAAAUGUAUCUUUAAAAAAUAUACAUCUAAAAAACGGUAAUUUCCUCACGGCAUAUGAAAUCGAUUCUCCAUCAAUCUAUUUUCAGUAGAAUCAAUUCAAAUAGAAUCGGCUCCGAACAUUCGAUGCAGCACACGAAGGGCGCAUUAGAAAUUCCUAACCAUGUGCUCACUGAGGGGGCGGUUUCCCAUUGGCUGAUUCACACCCCGUCCCCGGAUGCAGCCAUGCGAAUAGGGGCCGGGCUGGGGCGCCUUGGAGUCCCCCCCUACCUCAAGCCAUUCACAAGCCGCUAUACGUGUAUGCAACCGAUGCCCCUGCAAGUAAAUGUAGGUUAUUCUGAAUUGUGAAUUGAUUGUUUAAUUGUCAGGUUCACAGUUGCAUUGUUUAGUUAAUCAUAGGUUAGUUAAUAUUUAAUCAUGGUAGCCCUCUCUUCAAACAUGCUCCUGUGAAUCACAACAACAACCGCAGAUUGACCUGCCACACAUAGGUUAUAGUGCCGUCAUUGUGGUUUCCCAUUGGAAUCCUGUGGACAAUUGCUUACAUUUCCUGAAAUGAAAUUUCCUUCAAUUCACAUUGAGUUUUCUUUUGCAAACUGGGCAAAUAUGAGGUUUUUUUCCCUGCAACCAACUAACAUGGGCGGCUCUCAGCAUGCAGCAAUAGUCCAUGGGCCAUUAUAAAGUGCUUGUCACGUGAUUCACUGUUAAUGGUCACAUGAAGAAAUUGGAACCACUAAAGUUGUGUCACCUCAGGUUUGUACGACAAGUGAGAUAUCUGGUCUGACUCAUGCAUGCCACGGUGGCGAGAUGUUAACUACCUCGCCUGGUAUAUAGGGAGGUCGUGGGUUCAAUCCCGACCCAGACGCCUCUAUAUCUUGAUCUGCCAUUUUAACACGUAGGAGUUUGAGAUCAAUAUUAUCCAUAAUAGAGGUUUUUGGGUUAGAUUGCAUCUUUUACCAAUUCAUUAGCGUUAAGUGGUAUUUGGUUAGCUUUAAGUGACUGAAUGUGAUGAGUUUAAGAAGACAGCUUAAUCCGCUUGAUGCCGAGUUUCUUAACUUUUCUUGCUUGAAGAAAACUAUCCUUCCCAUAUUUGUUAGUCAGUUUAACACGAUCUAACCAAACCACCUCUACUAUGGAGUUUGCAUGUUCUCCCCGUGGUCGUGUGGCUUUUUCUCCUGGUUCUCCGGUUUCCCCUCCACAUUUAGAAUCAACAUCACGCGUUUAGAGAAUUUGGCUGCUAUAAAUGUACACACGAUAAGCCGCUUGGUUGAGAUAUAUUUUUUGGCCAGUUCACUUCUGAAAAAGAGCUAUAUAUCUCAGUGGACCUUACGUGGUUAAAAAAGUGAAAGUUAAAUAGUUAAUUGGAGGCGAGGGGACUCAGAACGUCCCUAUGACACCACAGGAGGCCGCUAUGGGGCAUUCUUGUGAUCUCACAAUACGCCCCGAGCACGUGCGUGUCGUCAAGCUUACACUCUGCGAAUAUCUACGAAAUAAGACUGAGCAUUAUAUAUUUUUUUAGGUUGUGUCUUCGCACAACCACAAAUUGCAUCUGUUGGUUGUUGUUGGUGGGUUUUUUUUUGUUAUGGUUGUAACAGCUGUUUCUGAAAUGAGGUGCGAGGAGAGUCAAAGAAACGAACGAGAUGUACGCUGGAGAACAAACCAUGCAAGGAUUCGGGGGUCCGUGGUGGUUGGCGGUUUGCUUCCAGUGGGGGGUUUUGAUUGUCUUGGAACGGCAGGGUAAAAACAAAAAUGGCGUCGAGUUUGGCAUAUAAAUAACGAAGCAGAUGAGAGGGCACGGACAGUUCUAAAAGUGUUCAAGAACCCGUGCCUCAUUAAGUUAAAGGCAAUACAGUAGUUAUGGCUCGGGUAAGGGAUACACUCAGCCACGUUAUGGCGUACUGGGUGGCACUUAGAGGAAGGGGAUCUUACGAACGUCAUGUGUCCGUUACCUUAGUACCGUAGUGGCACAUGCUGGCCAGUUUCAUGAAUGCAACAUUUUUUUCCAAAUAAGAGAUCCCUGUCAGCGUUUAAUUGUGUGGUUAUAUAGAGUAUAGACACAGGUCCUCUUAGCCAUAUGUAAUUUAUGUCUAAAGGAGUGAAUGAACUUGCAUUCUAACACGUCACGAAACGUCUCAGAGUGAAGAUCCCCCUCCCACCUAUUGGCAGCUGCUGUGUCCCUUGCGCGGCACAAGGCGACUCAACGCCCUGCGCUCAGCGAUGGGGGUAGUCUGCCAGUAAGGGUGACAUUGAUUGCUGUGUGAGUUAAUUUUUGGAUGAUAUUUUUUCGGGGCAAAUUUGGACCUUGAUUAGCGUUGGAUAUUUUGUUGUUGUGGGGGAGUCGGGUGGGGGUGGGCUGGGAAAACCCGGAGGAAAACCUUGCAAAAGAGGGGGAUAACAGACUGAAGGGUAACCGAGUUGGGUAUCAAACCCAGGCCCUUCUUGCAGUGAGGCACAAGUGUUAGCACAGCGCCACUCUGCCUGCCACUGUUCUCAUUGACUGAGGAUCCAUAUGUAUGUGUGAUCUUCCCCUGAGUCUAGGCGAUUACGUAAAAAAACACUUAAUGGUUGAGACCUGAGUUCGAUUCUGGGUCUAGCCAUCUAUGAUUAAACAUUGUUAUUAGUGUAGUCAGUUGAUGGUCUCAGUUGUCGAUGACGACUUCAUAAAAAUAUAAAUACAUGUGGCGAUUCACUUAAUUUGACCAAUGCACAUAGCACAUAUUUCAGCGUGACACUUCGUUGUUGCUAUACAUUUUGACAAAAUGUGGUAAGCAGGAGGACAUCUAAUGUUGGGUCUUAGAGGCAUUCGAUGUGACUACAGAAGUAGUUCUGUAGUGUCAUCCUCCAAGGUUGAAGGAGCUCGGUUAGGGCACUUUUUGUUCACCAAUAACACAUAACUCCUAUCACGGAUUGGAUUUAAUGGAUAUGAAAAUAUGUAUGCUGUAUUUAAAAAAAAAGCAAAUAUACUAGCACUGGCCUAGAAACGAGGCAGGUCAAAUCGUUAUCCCUGGUCAGACGAGCAUAGAUUUGUGCUCAUUUCCAGUGGUGGUUCUGAGCCAUUGGUGGAAAUUAGACAUUUCUAUGGUGAGAGGGGGAGUCUGGUGCCCAGCACUGCUGACCUCCAACAGUGAUGGUGCCAUAGUGCCUCCCUGUGGCUCAAGCUGAACAACACUGGCAGUACUUUCCUCAUCAGCACGCCACGAAAACAACUUUGAAUCCAUCGUUUUCGACAAUGACCCUUCUAUAGGGCACAACUGAGGGAGGAAUGCAAAUUAUUGGGACUUGACAAAUAUAUUUAACGUAAUAAAUGACAAUUUAUUUUCAGUUGUCGAUUUUUUAAAAAUGUCAUCUGCUGCCCUGUUUUUCUCUCUGCUAUGAUAAAAAAGCAAUUUCCCUGAAAACAUUAACGUGUUGCGUUCCUCACAGUGAAAACCCUUCAGUACAAUCUCAUUACACAAGAUAUGCAGCGAGCUUGCAGUCAGAUAAUAAUGGCCUGCAGUCAUUUAUUGUCGAUUGGAAAGUGACUAAAUAGAAAAUAAACAGGUGAACUACAUUUAUAAAAUGGAGGUGGUAUGUGUCAAUAUGUAGAGUUUGUUUUUAGCUUGCAAAUAGUUUGCCUUGGAUAUGCUCCUAAUCCAAGGUAGAACAUUUACAACGUGGCCACUGAUAAUCGUCACAUGACAUGCGAUGUGAUUGGAAAUUCCACUAAAUUUAAUAUAGUAACAAUUCACAAUAUGUCGCAAUACAAUUACACGUACAUUUAGUAACAUAUGGCAAUAAAAUGUGCAAAUUGUGGAUCCUCAUUUAAUAGAGUGGCUUAGCGGCUUGUUUUAUAUAUUUGUUAUCCUUGUCCUUUGUGUUUAAUAUUGAUUGAUAAUACCAUGUAAAAUUGUGGUAUCCAGAAAAUAUCAUGCCAUAUUCUUCUUCUUAUUACUACAGUAUUACUGUAUCAUCACAAUAGAGCCCCAUUGUAAAAACCGGUUCUAACACGUCUGCGGUUAUGCAAGCCAAUCUCGAUGCUUUCAUUUACGUAGAUAUAGUAUAACCAGCAGUGUGAUUAGAAGUAAAGUCCUCACCAACAGUGUCUGGUAAACCAGCAUUACGUGUUUAGUAAUCGGAUUCUACUGAUGAAGCCCAACAACUCGAAACUAAGUAAGAGUCUUCUUGGUUCUUUCGGUAAAGUCACGUAGAAGGGAAGUAAUAAAAUAAUAAAAAUAAAACAUAAUAAAAUAAUUCUCACGACGUUUCGGCCACAACGCAAGCAGCCGUCCUCAGGUGAAAACCAGGU
This is a messenger RNA of Lethenteron reissneri (Far Eastern brook lamprey), 7753 nucleotides long. RefSeq names its product protein naked cuticle homolog 2-like. NCBI's taxonomy places the organism in Eukaryota, Metazoa, Chordata, Hyperoartia, Petromyzontiformes, Petromyzontidae. Gene Ontology annotation, biological process: negative regulation of Wnt signaling pathway. Gene Ontology annotation, molecular function: calcium ion binding. Gene Ontology annotation, cellular component: cytoplasm. The record is from RefSeq and is a predicted model, not a curated record.